This is a messenger RNA of Soboliphyme baturini, 648 nucleotides long. Lineage: Eukaryota; Metazoa; Nematoda; Enoplea; Dioctophymatida; Soboliphymatidae. The record is from the annotation of a GenBank genome assembly.
AUGGCACCAUUAGUCCUUUGGCUGUUUUGCAUUUUUUUCCUAUUCCAUGCACAAAAAAUACGGAUCAAUGCAUUGAGACAUGUAUUGCGUUUUGAACACACCAAUAAACUGUUUAUGAAUGUGGAAUGUUUAGGGCACUUGUACGAAGUCGCGGCUGAAGUUAGGCAGCUGAACCUUGGGCUACUUACACCGAACUAUUCUCUAAUGGCGCGGCUACAGCAACUGAUCGAACAGACGUUGCCGGAUGACGCUCAUCAGCGUGCAACCGACAAGCUGUUCGUUUCCGUGACGAAUUUGACUCGCAAGCACAACGUUUUGGCCAGCAGCUUCACCUCACGAAGCGAGUUAAUUAGGGUAACAUUGAAAUCGUAUUUAUUCAUUUCUUUCACGUCUAUAUUGUCCGUGAAUUUACAUUUCGUGGACGGCGGACUGACGUGUAAUUUGCCGAAGUUUCAUGACACCCGCACGAUCACCGUCAGCCCGUUCCGGGGAGACAUGAGCGUGCGAAACUUAAUGAACGGAGCUCGAGCACUAUUCCCGCCGGAAACGUCCGUGUUAGAGCAAUACUACGCCCUCGGUUAUAGCGAUACAAUGCGCUUUCUGAUUAACAACAACUUGUUCGCAAAAUUGGACAAAACCUGUGAGUGA